AUGGCGGCGGCGGCGGUGGCUGCGGCCGCAGCGGCCGCAGCAGCCGCAUCUCUUCAGGUGCUGGAGAUGGAGAGCAUGGAGACGGCCGCCGCCGGUUCGGCAGGGCUGGCCGCCGAAGUCCGAGGCAGCGGCACGGUGGACUUCGGGUCUGGGCCCGGCAUAUCUGCAAUGGAGGCGAGCGGGGGCGAUCCGGGCCCGGAGGCCGAGGAUUUCGAAUGCAGCUCUCACUGCUCGGAGCUGUCUUGGAGGCAGAACGAGCAGAGGCGCCAGGGCCUCUUCUGCGACAUUACCUUGUGCUUUGGCGGCGCUGGAGGCCGCGAGUUCCGGGCCCACCGCUCGGUGCUGGCUGCUGCCACUGAGUACUUCACGCCCCUACUCUCGGGCCAGUUCUCGGAGUCCCGCUCGGGCCGGGUGGAGAUGCGCAAGUGGAGCUCGGAGCCGGGGCCCGAGCCCGACACGGUGGAAGCCGUUAUCGAAUACAUGUACACCGGGCGCAUCCGCGUCAGCACGGGCAGUGUGCACGAGGUGCUGGAGUUGGCCGACAGGUUCCUUUUAAUUCGUUUAAAAGAAUUUUGUGGAGAAUUUCUCAAGAAAAAACUUCAUCUCUCCAAUUGUGUGGCCAUUCAUAGCUUAGCUCACAUGUAUACCUUGAGCCAACUUGCUUUGAAAGCUGCCGAUAUGAUACGGAGAAAUUUCCACAAAGUAAUUCAGGAUGAAGAAUUUUAUACUUUACCUUUCCAUCUCAUCCGAGACUGGCUGUCAGACUUAGAAAUUACGGUGGAUUCCGAGGAGGUUCUCUUUGAAACAGUUCUGAAGUGGGUUCAGAGAAAUGCCGAAGAGAGAGAAAGAUACUUUGAAGAACUUUUUAAGUUGCUGAGAUUGUCCCAGAUGAAACCUACUUACCUUACUCGGCAUGUCAAACCAGAGAGGCUGGUGGCCAAUAAUGAAGUUUGCGUCAAGUUAGUGGCCGAUGCAGUAGAGAGGCAUGCUCUGAGGGCUGAAAACAUACAAUCUGGUACCUUCCAGCACCCCGCCUCUCAUGUCUCAUUAUUACCUCGCUAUGGGCAAAACAUGGACGUGAUCAUGGUUAUUGGAGGCGUGUCAGAAGGAGGGGAUUAUUUAAGUGAAUGUGUGGGAUAUUUUGUCGAUGAGGACAGAUGGGUAAACCUGCCCCAUAUUCAUAAUCACCUUGAUGGACAUGCUGUAGCAGUAACAGAGUCCUAUGUGUAUGUUGCUGGAUCAAUGGAGCCAGGGUUUGCUAAAACUGUGGAAAGAUACAACCCAAAUUUGAAUACAUGGGAACAUGUUUGUAGUCUGAUGACAAGGAAGCAUUCUUUUGGCUUAACAGAAGUCAAAGGGAAGCUCUACAGCAUUGGAGGACAUGGCAACUUUAGUCCUGGCUUUAAAGAUGUGACUGUUUAUAAUCCCGAGCUAGAUAAAUGGCACAACUUGGAGUCUGCACCAAAGAUUCUUCGAGAUGUCAAAGCGCUAGCCAUUGAAGACCGGUUUGUGUACAUCGCUGCCCGCACUCCUGUGGACCGGGACACGGAAGAUGGACUAAAAGCUGUGAUUACAUGCUAUGAUACAGAGACUCGACAGUGGCAAGAUGUGGAAUCUUUGCCACUUAUUGACAAUUACUGUUUUUUCCAAAUGUCUGUGGUCAAUUCAAACUUUUAUCAGACAGCAUCAUGCUGUCCUAAGAGUUAUUCUUUAGAAAAUGAAGAGGCAGUAAGAAAAAUUGCCAGUCAAGUUUCCGAUGAGAUCCUUGAAAGCUUACCUCCAGAAGUCCUAAGCAUCGAAGGAGCAGCCAUCUGCUACUACAAAGAUGACGUUUUCAUUAUCGGAGGCUGGAAAAACAGUGAUGAUAUUGACAAGCAGUAUCGGAAGGAAGCCUAUCGAUACUGUGCAGAAAGAAAGCGGUGGAUGCUUCUUCCUCCCAUGCCACAGCCGCGUUGUAGAGCCACGGCUUGCCACAUAAGAAUCCCAUACCGGUACUUGCAUGGCACACAGAGAUAUCCUAUGCCUCAAAACUUAAUGUGGCAGAAGGACCGGAUCAGACAGAUGCAAGAAAUACAUCGGCACGCCCUAAACAUGCGACGAGUGCCGAGCUCUCAGAUCGAAUGCUAGGUUCUCUAAAAGGUGCAGCUUGAAAACAGUUGUACCUGUUUCGUGAGGCUGAGGAGACCCAGACUGUUACUUGAAAAAGUAUGUCGAUAACUUAUUUUCUACCUAAACUGAUUAUUGCCCCAUAUAAAGGAAAUAUAGUUAAAAAACUGAAGAAUGGGAAACUCGAUUUAGUAUGUGAUAACUUUUGUUGGUUUGUAGUCUUUUUCUGUCUUUGGUUUGUGUAGGAUGUGCUAGCUAAAUGAGAUCUUACUAAUGACAAGCGGAAAAACCAGGGAUAGUCACUUCGCUGUUUUUCUGCCAACAAGUUAAAACUCCUUUGUCUUAGGGACUUACUGUUUUGAACAUGCUUUAAGCAACAGUUUAUUUGCACAUUUACUUUGAUAUUCCUUUUGAUUUUUUUCCUGAAUGGCUGGUUUUGAAAAGGGCAGAUUUUAUACAUUGAGCCCUCAUCUGCAGGAGGUGUGUGCAAUAGUGAGAACUGAGAUUUGAAGGGAAAAGCACAAUAUUUCAGCAAGAUGAUUUCAGAAUAUUUGCAUUGGUGUUUCGUUGUAUGUGUUUAUCUAGAAAUUCUGUUGUUUCUUUCUAGAAGAGAUGACUGAUGAGAAAUUUGUGAUUGGCUCAUUAUUUUUUGAAUAUUUUUCAUUUCUUCAGCAACUGUUACAGACUUGGAGCCAUUGCUCUGAGAUGAUGGUAGUUGACAAGAGUAUUGAUCUUUAGCUGAUUGGUUUAAUACAGAGGAAGUUAUAUAUGUGAAAUUUGUUUCUUGAAGAAGAAAAGUAUUGUUCGUAUAGACUGAGCAAUGAAAGGCAUUAAAACAUUUAAACACUUUCUUCAGGAGUUGCAGGCUUAUUUGAGGAUAAAUUACUGAGUGUAAAUAAUGCCUAUGACAAUCGACACUUAAUGCCUUCAAUUUUAAAUUUUGCUCUGAUGUAUAUUGUAUAGAAUCCUCAUUCCUUUCUAAAAGAAACGUUUUCCAAAAUGGGAAGGAAGUGACAAUUUAGAGAAAUUGGUUAAAGAGAAGCCUUAUUGUUUCUCAACCCUGGUUGUUCUCCUAUUUUAUCUAGUUGCCCUAGACUUUUAUUGGAACUUUGACCCUGGAAUACCAAAUUUAGGUACACAACUAUGGCUCUUAAAAAUCUAUUGCUUUAGUUACCUUUUAUUUAUUUUAUGCAUUUUUCGAUUCUCGAAUGCACUCCGAAGCUUUAUAUGAAUUAGCACUCAGUUAGCUUAGAGGACUCUUGCCCUAAUGUGUUGCAAAAGGGGUCCAUUAUAUGUUUCUUGUUUCUUUCAGAAUGUCUGUCUCCUUAGACAUUCCAGAAUGCUGUUCUAGAAGUAUUGAAUUCCAAGUGCAGUGAUUUUUUUUCCCCUAGUCCGUUAUAAUUAACUUCAUUGUAUCAAAUAUCAAAAAAAGCACAACCAGAAAUUUUGGCUCUCAGUUUGCUGCAAGACUAUUAAUAUUUAGCCCUUGGACUCUAUACCAAGAACUUCCCUGACAUUUCUAAAUUAGUAUUCCUGCCUAGGACAGUUUGUCAAUAAAUAUGUCGGAAAUCCGCUUUAAAACCAUUUCAUUUCAAUUGGGGUGGGGUAGUAAACUUCAAGUCUUAUUUCUGUAUGAAGAUAUAUUAUCCUAUGCCACAUCUACCACUUUAUCAAUUUCCAUUUGUAGUUAUUUUGAAAAAAGCCAUUUCUGAGAAAUGCUAAUUCUGAGUUGAAAGAGGUCUGUGCAAAUGAGACAGAGAAGCUCACUGAGUGAUAUUCUCCUCCCUGAUAGACUGUGGUAGCUAGUGCUUCCUUUUCUUGGUGGUGGUGAAAUAAUUUAGUAGCUCACUACAGUGGCAGUUUCUCUCUAAAAGGUGUGAUUUAAGGUUUUUGGAUCUUAUCUCAGAGUUGUCUUCUGAGACAUUGUUACCAAGUUAUUUGGGGGGUGGUCUUUCUUCAGGGGAUGUGACAAGUUUUAACUCCUCUAAGAUUUAGGUAUAAUCUGGUUUUGAACACUUGAUUGAAACUGUUGUUUUUUUAACUCAGCAGGCUGCCUAGGCCAUGGCUGAAAAGAAGGGGUAAGUCCUUCCUUGCAUGAUGUGUGCAGGUUUUCCUGACAACUGGAUUUCUAAUUUUCAGAUUUGAAUUCACAUGUGUGACUUCACAUCAAUAACUUGUGUUUCUGAAAUAUCCUAACUAACUUGUUAAUAAGGAAGGAAACCAGAUUUGCUUAAAUCUGUUCAAGGCUGACAUUCUGGAAUCUAAACUGGAAAUAACUUCCAGAGUAUUUAGAAAGGUUCUGACUAUGAUCACAAGCCUAAAAUGGCUCUUGGGGAAAGAAGUUUCCUUUUUGAUGAAAACUUAAAGAAUGCGUUUGGUAAUUUAAGCAGUUAAAAAUAUAGCUUUAAAAAGGACAGCUUAACACAUAUUCAGCAGACCUUAUGUGCUCGUUGUUGCUUUUGUUUUUGUUUUGUGGAAGGAAAAAAGAGGAAUUGAUUAUACCAAAAAGUAAUACCUAUAUAUAAUUUUGAGUGCUACUUCUAUCUUAGAAUGGAUAUUCCUUAACUAUACCUACCCCACCAUGGU
This is a messenger RNA of Enhydra lutris kenyoni (northern sea otter), 4692 nucleotides long. RefSeq names its product kelch like family member 11. NCBI's taxonomy places the organism in Eukaryota, Metazoa, Chordata, Mammalia, Carnivora, Mustelidae. Bases 1 to 2127 code for a protein of 708 amino acids. Gene Ontology annotation, molecular function: protein binding. The record is from RefSeq and is a predicted model, not a curated record. The transcript is spliced from 2 exons.